UUUUUAAAAGAAAAAAAAGGGAAAAGCAAAAAAAAAAAGGGAAAAAAGGUUUGAAACGUGAAAAAAAGAAGGAAAAAGUGUUUUUUUUAGCGGGUUGUAGGGUACUGGUACAAUCCGUUUUGGAGAAUACGGAAUUAGGUACGGAGCGAUUUGGGGCACAUAGAAUUGCACAAAAACACACAGAGAGGGAGCAGAGGGAAGGUUGUGAUUAUUCUGGUUUUGGAGAGAAAAACAAAGAAGGAUUUCACACACUGUCUCUCGGACCUUCACUAUUGGCACCUGCAAAGAAGAACAAGAGACAUUAUUCACAGCAAAGAGAAGGGAGAAGUAAGCUACUCAAGGGAGAAGCGGAUUCAUUGGAGACGCAAGGUUGACCAUAGCAAGCGGAUCUUCGAGAGAAUCAAAAUACUACUAUAUUUCGAUAUAAUAAGUUGGAAAGUUGCAAGAGUGAACCAGUGAAGCGCGGAAUUUGCGAGUUCAUACGAGCCUACUCAGAAGCAAUUCUAUGUGCGAGUUAACGAGGUUAGAGGGUGUGGGAACGUAAACUCCUUGUGAUUUUGAUAACCUUGUGUGCCAAUAACUAAGCGUGGCUAUGUCCACUCAUAAACAGUGAAAGAUUUUGGAUGGAUUGUUUGAGCACUGAUCACUACCAUGAGCAAGGCUAUGCAAUCUCUGAAAUCGGUUCUCUUGGAUUUGAUUCACAAGAGCAAUGGCUUGAGAUCCUUCAAGCAAAUUCAUGCGCAUCUAUUGACUUCUGCCCUUGUUGCCAAUGACUUGGUUAUUUCCAAAGCUGCAUUUUUUUUGGGAAAACAUGUUACAGAUGUUCAUUACCCUUGCAAUUUCCUGAAGCAAUUUGAUUGGAACUUGAGCUCUUUCCCUUGCAAUUUGCUGAUUUCUGGCUAUGCCUCUGGCCACUUACCCUGGCUUGCAAUCCUGAUUUAUAGAUGGACUGUUAGGAAUGGUUUUGUGCCUGAUGUGUACACUAUCCCAGCAGUUUUGAAAUCUUGUGCUAAGUUUUAUGGGAUUGUAGAGAUUAAACAGUUUCAUUCCGUAGCUUUGAAGACUGGCUUGUGGUGCGACAUUUAUGUGCAAAACACUCUUGUCCAUGUGUAUUGCAUUUCUGGGGACACUGUUGGUGCUGGCAAGGUGUUUGAUGACAUGCUUGUGAGAGACGUGGUCUCUUGGACUGGCUUGAUAUCUGGGUAUGUCAAGGCUGGGUUGUUUAAUGAGGCCAUCGCAUUGUUUUUGAGAAUGGAUGUGGAACCUAAUGUAGCAACCUUUGUCAGCAUACUUGGGGCUUGUGGGAAAUUGGGUUGUUUAAAUUUUGGGAAAGGAAUUCAUGGGUUGGGUCUCAAAUGUCUGUUCGGGAAGGAGUUGGUGGUAUGCAAUGCUGUGUUGGAUAUGUAUAUGAAGUGUGAGUCUGUCACUGAUGGAAGGCAAAUGUUUGAUGAGAUACCUGAGAAAGAUAUUAUUUCUUGGACUAGUAUGAUAAGCGGGUUAGUGCAGUGCCAGUAUCCCAGUGAAUCGCUGGAUUUGUUCUGCCAAAUGCAAGGCUCAGGUUUUGAGCCGGAUGGAGUUAUACUUACUAGUGUGCUUUCUGCUUGUGCCAGCCUUGGGCUUCUUGACUACGGUAGAUGGGUCCAUCAGUACAUUGAUCAAUGCCGUAUCAAGUGGGAUGUUCAUAUAGGAACUACAUUGGUUGACAUGUAUGCAAAGUGUGGUUGUGUAGACAUGGCGCAGCGUAUCUUCAGUGGAAUGCCUUCUAGGAAUAUCCGUACUUGGAAUGCCUAUAUAGGUGGCCUAGCAAUAAAUGGACUUGGGAGGGAAGCAUUGAAGCUAUUUAAAGAUUUGAUAGUGUCAGGUGCAAAGCCUAAUGAAGUGACAUUUCUUGCUGUUUUAACAGCUUGCUGCCAUUCUGGCUUGGUCAGCGAAGGCCGAAAGUAUUUCAAUGAGAUGUCAAGUCCCCUCUACAACCUUUCUCCCUGGUUAGAACACUACGGCUGCAUGGUUGAUUUACUCUGCAGAGCUGGACUGGUGGAGGAAGCUGUGGAGUUGAUAAAGACAAUGUCCAUGUCCCCUGAUGUGCAGAUCAUAGGAGCGCUUUUGAGUGCCUGUAAUACAUAUGGGAAUGUUGGAUUCACCCAAGAAAUAUUGAAAUCACUGCAGAAUUUUGAAUUUCAAGAUAGUGGCAUAUACGUGCUUCUUUCUAAUCUGUAUGCCUCUAACAAGAAAUGGGCUGACGUGAGAAAUGUUAGGAGACUGAUGAAGCAGAAAGGAAUAAGCAAGGCUCCUGGGUCUAGCAUUAUAAGGGUGGAUGGUAAGAGUCAUGAAUUUUUAGUUGGAGACAGUAAUCAUCCUCAAAGUGAGGAUAUUUACGUACUAUUGGACAUCCUUGCCAAUCAAAUAUACUCUGAGGGGCAUAUUAAUACCCUCUGCUAAUCAGACAAGCACACUUGACCCUGAGCUCACGUAUUUUGUCUAUGAACUUGAACAACUUCUAAUGGUGCAUUCUAUAAAGUGUCUCUAAAUCAUUUUAGACUUGUCUUAUUUAUUAUGCUCAAACCAGGCCAGAUUGGGACUUGAUAUGGAAGUUCAUAAUAGUUACAACGCGAGAGCACUGCAUUUAUGGAAAAGAUACGGGGUCACUCCUUGCCAAAUUAAGCUUAAGCUUAUGCAUUGAGAAGCAGCUCAGGAGCAAGAUGGUUUCAUAGGUACCCUCUUUUAGGGGCCAAAGGGAAAUUUUGUCUUGCCCGACACAGUGACAACGUUUAAUGUUUAUGAUUGUGAGCGAUCGGUCAAUGGUCACCUGAACUUUGACGAGAGUAGUUACUAUGCCACAAGCUCUGACAUGAGACAAACAUAAUAGAAAUAGAAGCCACUUGGGUAAGUUCAGAUACGGAAUGCGUCAACUCAUUCAAUGGCACGUGGUCAUAAUAAUAGAAGAACUCUACCAUUACUUGUAGGAGUUUUCCUGAAGCAUGAGCAUGCUGAUUUUUUUAUUUUCUUCCAAAUGAGAUUCCAAUUUUAUAGAAGAUAAAUUCUUGAAAAUAAACAUAAUUUACACGACUUGUGUAAAUUAAAGCAGUUGUUUGACCAAGUACUUGCAUAGUUAGUUAAGUGGGGGUUUCAGAAAUUGUUCAUUCCGGAAUGUGUCGUUUUCAUCGAAAAGUACACGUAUGUUUUGAGUUUAUUUAUUAUGACUAUUGCUGAAAUGAAACAAGAACUAGCAGCCUCCUCAGAUGUGUACGUGAGAGAAACUAAAAUACAUUAAUGAUGUGAAGUUCUUCUUAGUGGAGAAAUGUGACUUCUUUGAACAAGCUUCUUGGUCGGCUGCAUUCAUAGAGGCCGUGUUUGAAUAAUGGGUAUGUCAAGUCGCUUGAACAGCAUCAAAUUCCCAGUCAACAAAGAAAAUGAAGAUAUCCAAGUCAAAUUUAAUCCCUUAUUGGUAUUUUUAGAAUACUAUUCAGAUAUUGUUCUUUUACGGUUUUGAAGUAACGAGACAUUUCUAGCUUUAUGCUUCAUUUUUUUUAUAUUUAAUUAUCGUUUACUGUGUGUGAUGCCUAAACAUUCCGAAACAAAUAGAGAUAUAUUCUAUGUAAUUGUUCCAAUUUGACUAGAUAUUUUUCAACA
Messenger RNA from Vigna angularis (adzuki bean), 3630 nucleotides. Its product is annotated as pentatricopeptide repeat-containing protein At4g38010-like. The transcript is spliced from 2 exons. Gene Ontology annotation, molecular function: protein binding; RNA binding. Bases 652 to 2439 code for a protein of 595 amino acids. NCBI's taxonomy places the organism in Eukaryota, Viridiplantae, Streptophyta, Magnoliopsida, Fabales, Fabaceae. The record is from RefSeq and is a predicted model, not a curated record. Gene Ontology annotation, biological process: RNA modification.